Didymella exigua CBS 183.55 is the source of this 294-nucleotide messenger RNA. RefSeq lists its product as uncharacterized. The record is from RefSeq and is a predicted model, not a curated record. The coding region runs from base 1 to 294 and encodes 97 amino acids. The transcript has a single exon. Lineage: Eukaryota; Fungi; Ascomycota; Dothideomycetes; Pleosporales; Didymellaceae.
AUGCCGCUAGAAGAAGCCCUUGCAGAGCUAGAUACUUUGGGACCUGACGAUACACUUUCGUACCAAGCUCUUGCCAAAAAACAUGGUUAUUGCCGCUCAACUUUGACGCGCUGCCACCGCGGCGUAUGCGCGUCGCGUGAAGACAAGGCAAAAGACCAGCUAGUUCUCCACCCACGCGAUGAGGUAGAGAUUGUACAGUACGUCAAAUCGCUUACAGAGAGACACCUUAUGUCUACAAGAAAGGUUCUUGUGAGAAUAAUCACGCCUCUGUGCAGGUGGCCGCUGAGCGAUUGA